ACUCAGCAAAUUCAUGGGUGUUUUUCAUAAAGCCAAAGUUCAGUCUAGCUUCCGGGAUCCGGUGUUAUGAAUGAGAUGAAUGUGACAGCUGUAUGCCGACUGAAAAUGCUUGCAAUCAUCGCGCACUAAUGAAUGUUUAAUAUAUAAAAAAUUCAAGACAUAUUUCAAGAUUGAAAAAGGACAGAAUAACCAUACAUAACUUACCUGCAGAUAAGCGGAAAUCUUCUUUUAAGAAGAAAUGGAUUCAACAGAGUCUACCAAAGGGAAGGAGAGCGUUCAGAAAAGAUCUCCUCUAGAUCUGAUUAUGAACCAGUUCCGAAGGAAAGCCUCUUUCACGGAGAGAAAGAAACCGGCUGUGGGUCGCCUCUUCCGCCCGUCAGAGAGCAGUGACAAGAAGAACGUAGGCAUACCUGAAGUGAAAGAAUCAGAUGCCACUGACGGAAAGGAAAAUAAUGAGCCUGGGAAAGAGAUCAGUAACACAGAUGACGAAACCGGCUCUGUUGUGGGCUGGGGUCGGGUGAAGCAGUUCGUUCAGAAGCUUGGGAAAACCCCUCACAGUCAGAAUCUGAGCCUGAGCCACUGUGAUCUGACAGCGACUGAUGUGGUGGAACUAGCCACCUUACUGCCAUAUCUGGCUCAGCUGGAGGUGAUGGACCUGUCCUGGAAUGAUUUGGUUGGAGGCUCCUUGAAGGCACUUACUGCCCAUCUGCAGCAUGUAGGGAGACUGAGAGUGCUGAAGCUGUGCAGCUGCAGAUUAACAGAUCAAGACCUUACUGCUCUCGGUGAAGCUCUUGACUGCAUUCCUCUAAUGGAGGUGCUAGAUUUGUCCUGGAAUGUUGGCGUCGGCGCAGGAAAUUUCAGACACUUCACAGAUCACCUCCAACCUCAAAGUACACUGAAAGAACUCCGCCUGGUGGACUGUCAGCUCUCUGAGACAGACAUUACAGCUCUGAGUGAGGCUCUUCCCAUGUUGUCUAUUUUGGAGGAGUUAGAUCUGUCCAAUAACAAACUGCCAAUCAAGGAAAUGGAAAACUUCACCUCUUCUCUAGGCUCAACUCCACAACUGAAGACCCUAAAACUGAGCAUGUGUGGACUCACUAAAGACAGCCUUAGUAUUCUGGGACAGGCACUCAGGUCCAUUUCUGCACUGGAGCACAUUGAUCUGUCUUGUAAUAAGGAAGCAAGUGGAGGUCUCACCACACUGGCCACUAACCUAGUUCCCACACGCUUGAGAAGUUUAGACAUGCAUCUAUGCUGUCUAACAAAGGAGGAUGUGUUGGCUUUAGUCCAGGUAGCUCCAUCUCUUAAAGAGCUCAGAGAGCUGGAUUUGUCGUCCAAUAAAAGUGUUGGAGAUACACUCCAGGACCUUCUGCAAGCCCUCCCUCUUUCACAAAUAACCAAACUUCCACUAAACAACUGUGCUUUGAGCACACAUGCAUGUCAUGCUCUGGCUACCACAAUGCAGAUGCUAAAACAGCUUGAAAGCCUGAACUUGUCAUGGAACAAAUGUGUGGGGGAAAAUCUAAGGGAAUUUCUGGAGCCUUUGCAGCCUGAUUGCAAACUACAAGAACUCAGACUGAGUAGCUGUAAUUUAACUACGGAAGAUGUGCUACAUCUAGAAUCUGCUUGCCAGAGUGGAGUUCUGUCCCAUCUGAAGCAGCUAGAUUUGUCCUAUAACGGCAGCGUUGGCGAUGGUGGUUGGACGUCUCUUUUUGGCAAGGCUGCUGCUCUAAAGGGACUGGAGGAGCUGGAUGUCAGUCUGCGACCUUCUGCAUCCCUCUCUGCGUCUCCCUGGCUGCCCGCCUUGUUGGAGGCCCUUCCGCAGCUCUCGUCCCUCACCCAUCUGUCUCUCCAGCACUGGGCUCUGAGUUCAACUGAGAGAGAUAAGCUGGAAAAAAUUCUUAGCAAGAAGAAUGGCAUCCUGGAAUGUGACAGGCUGGCCACGCCCACACCCAAGGCUGCAGGUUAAUGAGAAGCAUUUUUAACCGUUUUGACAAUUAUGGUUUUCCAAGUUACUGAAGCCGCAAAUCAAGAUGUUACUGAGAAUGCGAUGACUGAAAGGCAUUCAACUAUUACAUAUUUUCCUUUAACCCAUUUUUUAAUUUUAUAUCACACAAAUGAUCAUAAAAAAAAAAAAAGGAUUUUUUUUAAUCGUCAGUUUAAAGCAUGGGAAAUUAAAAUUUAACUCGUUAGCAUAGGGUUAAAGUAGUGUGACUGUACGUCCUCUUUUCAUGGACAUGUUCUAACCGAGAUUUCUAAAUAGUCUAAAAUGUCCUGGUUUUAUCACAAACUUUAUUAUUAUUUACUUAGAUCUGCAUGAAGAUUCAUACAUUUUCAUUUAUGGGUUGAAUAUCCCUUUAAGUGUUGAUUGUUUGCACUACAGUAGAGAUUAUUCUUGUUGGACAAGGAUUUGAACUACCAGUCAAAAGUUUUUGAACAGUAAGAUUUUUAAUGUUUUAAAAAGCCAAGCCUGCAUUUAUUUGAUCGAAAGCACAGCAAAAACAGAAAAAAUGUGAAAUAUUUUUUACUAUUUAAAAUAACUGUUUUCUAUUUGAAUAUAUUUAAAAAUGUCAUUUAUUCCUGAGAUUUCAAAAAAGAAUUUUUAGUCACUCCAGUCACAUGAUCCUUCAGAAAUCAUUCUAAUAUAUAGUAAAUAUAUCAUUCUAAUAGUAAAAAUAUUACAAAAUUGUACAGUUUUUGCUUUACUUUGGAUCAAAUAAAUGCAGGCAUGGUGAGCAGAAGAUACUACUUUAAAAACAUUUUUCUGUUCAAAAAUCUUACUGUUCAAAAACUUUUGACUGGUAGUGUAGAUUUACACUUUUCAUUUUUUAUUCACUUGCUUUCUUUCUCAUUUAUAUCAAACAACAUUGUUUUAGACUGAAUUUGCUAAAUCAAAAUCUCUCUGACUUUUAUCCGUCCUGCCAAAACUGUGGAAAAAUUUGCAUGUGACACCCAAUACAGCAAAGACUAAGUGUCAGAGCAAAUCAUUUACAUAAAUGACGUGUUUUUCGCAGACAUCAUGGCAGCC
Messenger RNA from Labeo rohita (rohu), 3028 nucleotides. RefSeq names its product leucine rich repeat containing 31 (gene lrrc31). The record is from RefSeq and is a predicted model, not a curated record. Gene Ontology annotation, molecular function: protein binding. Lineage: Eukaryota; Metazoa; Chordata; Actinopteri; Cypriniformes; Cyprinidae.